CACAUGCGUACUGCAGUUUUCCGCGAAAUUUUAAAGGACAGCAGAAUGAAUUCUUUGACGUGAUUGGGAUCUUUAUGAGCAACUUAUGAUGAAAGAAUUCUAAGCUUGAUUGCUGAGUGGAGCAAGGAUGAAUAGAGUUGUUGCCCUUGUUGACAUGGACUGUUUCUAUGUCCAGGUAGAACAGAAACUCCAGCCUCAGUAUAAAGGAAAGCCAUGUGCUGUAGCACAAUACAAAAAAUGGAAGGGUGGUGGACUGAUAGCGGUUGGAUAUGAAGCGAGGGCCUUUGGAGUGAACAGACAAAUGAUGGGAGAUGACGCCAGAAAGAAGUGUCCUGGUCUACACCUGUUUAGGGUACCAGAACUCCGAGGCAAAGCUGACCUCACCAAAUACAGGGAGGCUGGAGCGGAGGUAAUCACGGUCCUCAGUACGUUUAGUCAGUGUGUGGAGCGAGCCAGUGUUGACGAGGCCUACAUCGACCUCACGGACGAGGUUGACAGGCUGAUUCAGCAGACAGACAGGAUCAAGUCCACAGACCUUUCCAACACUCACAUUGUGGGAUAUGAUGGAGAACAUGGAGUAGAGGAUUGGCUAGCCUGUGCCUAUGAUGGUGAGGAACUGAGCGAGGCUAACCAGCGUCUGGCCACAGGAGCCAAGAUAGCGGAGGACAUGAGGGCUGCAGUUUACAGGGAAACGGGAUACAGAUGUUCAGCAGGUAUCGGCCACAAUAAGAUGCUAGCCAAACUUGUGUGUGGUUUCCACAAACCUAACAAGCAGACAGUUAUUCCCCAGGAUUCUGUGACUGGCCUGUUCAGUACUCUCCCUCUAACAAAGAUACGACAUCUCGGAGGAAAACUUGGUCAGUCAGUCAUGGAACAACAGGUGGAGAACAUCGGUGAUCUUUGUCGUUUUACGGACCGAGAACUCCAGCAGUAUUAUGGAGAUAAAACAGGGUACUGGCUGUACGAGGUUUGUCGAGGGAUAGAGAGAGAACCGGUGGCUGCCAGACAGCUUCCUAAAUCUAUUGGCUGCAGCAAAAAUUUCCGUGGCAAAGAGGCUUUGGAUACCCGUGAAAAGGUGAGGUUCUGGUUGUCGGAGUUAUCAGGAGAAGUUAUUGAGAGGCUGGAGAAAGACAAAGAAACAAAUAAAAGAGUUGGCCGCUCAUUGACCAUCAGCCUGCGAUACCAAGGCAGCCCGUCUGUGUCGGCCUCCAGAGUGUGUGCACUGACGCGAUAUGACAAGAAGAAGAUUCAAGAUGAUGCACUCUCCCUUCUACGGAAGUUCAACACCUCUGCUCCACAUCAGGCAGCAUGGACGCCAGCCAUUAUUUGCCUUGGACUGUCUGCUGGUAAAUUUGAGGAGGAAUCGGGAGGGAACUCCAUCACAUCGUUCUUAGGCAACAAAACUAGCACCAUGGAGACAAUGUCAUCACCGACAGCUUUAAAGGGACAGAAAGGCAGCAUCGCUUCCUUCUUCAAAUCCAAUGUUACAACGUCAAAAUGUGAUCAAACAGACGAACGCAGAGAUUUUACCUUUGACAGCAGUGAGGAUGCUAAUAUUGAUUUGUCUUCACAAAAAAUGCCAAGUUCAUCCGGAGUACUUGAGAAGGAUACAGCAGGUACCGAGUGUGAUAAAUUGUCUUCACGCAAACGAAACAGUUUGGGUGGAAUCGAAAGUUUCUUUAGAAAAGGUCAGACUACCGAAGGAAAUUCCAGAGAGGAAGCCAGUCUAGAUAUUGUGUCAGAUUCUCAGAAAGUAGGUAAAGAUUCUAUAUCCAUGCUAGAACAUACAAGUGUUUUCACUGGUGCCUCGGACAAAACAGAGAAGAAAGGAUUUUUUGCCUCUAGGAAAAAUGUUACUGAUAUUGUACCACAGGAGAGGCAAUCUGAAGUUGAUAAAGAUACAGGUACCUCUAUAGAUGAAGAUCUGCUGCAAUGUCUGCCAAACGAUAUUCAACGGGAAAUAUUGCAUCAAAUUAAUCCAUUUAGUCCUGAAACUUCAAAAAAUAUCACAUCAUCGUCGUCACCAAAUCCUGGAUCUAAUGACUCAAAGGUGUGCAGUAUUUCUGAUUCAGCCAUGGCCGGCAACUUUGACGAGGAUUAUCAUCUUUGUGAGAAAUGCCAGAAGAGAAUCCUGGCUUGGGACCUACCUGAACAUAUGGAUUUCCACUUUGCACAGGACCUACAGAACUCUCUAGCGUAUAAAUCUCCCGUGGUAAAGCGUAAACAUGACAGCACAUCACCAACGAAAAACAAGAAACUUAAAACCAAGCAAUCAAACUCCAAGACUAUUGAUAGUUUCUUUGGGAAACAAUGAACUCAGUCAAGCAUUUAAAUAAU
Molecule: messenger RNA, 2337 nt
Organism: Pecten maximus
Lineage: Eukaryota; Metazoa; Mollusca; Bivalvia; Pectinida; Pectinidae
Product: DNA polymerase eta-like
Biological process (GO): error-prone translesion synthesis; response to radiation
Cellular component (GO): nucleus; replication fork; site of double-strand break
Molecular function (GO): damaged DNA binding; DNA-directed DNA polymerase activity
Source: RefSeq, a predicted model, not a curated record